Nomia melanderi (Alkali bee) is the source of this 8565-nucleotide messenger RNA. NCBI's taxonomy places the organism in Eukaryota, Metazoa, Arthropoda, Insecta, Hymenoptera, Halictidae. The record is from RefSeq and is a predicted model, not a curated record.
UCCUCCGUGUUCUCUCGAGCAUCCCCCUUCUUUCUCACCCCUGCUGCAUUCCCGAGAGGGGAUGGGACGGGGCGCGAAGGUGUUCGACGUGUGAAGAGAGCCAUCGUGCGGUGGCAAGCACGUUGUUCGUCACUCGUUCGAUGAUCAGGUGGCCGACUCGACUACGUUAAAACGGUCUCGCAUCCGGACGAACCCGCGCGGUGGCCAUUUAUCAUCGGCGGAUGCCGGCCCGCGAUAUUCGGGAUCGCUCGCCGACGUUCUCGUACGCCGAUCCCGGUCCUCUUCAUGCUGGAACCAGCAAAUCGCGCGGACUCGCACGCUCAUCCUCGCCGACCGUAGACGGAAGUCGACAGGUAAGGCGGUUGAAAGAGAGGGAGACAAAGAAACAAAAAAAAAAUACACGGAAAAGAUAAGAAAACAGAGAGACAAGAAAAGGAAAAAGCGGUGACUUCACUCGACACACGGAAAUUAUUCCGCUCGCCUAUUGCUGUUCGUGAAAUUUAUGUCACUCGCUUAUGCAAGCCGCCUCGGUAGCCGUUGUUCGCCGCACGAUUUCGUAGUGGCCAUUUUGACGUCACCACACGAACGUUGUUUUGACGGUUUUCCUUCUUUUCUUUGUUUUUGGGAUUCGAUCGUCGGUUCGUGGUGGAUUGCUUUUAUUACGCGUAUCAGUCGAUGUGCUUGUUGAGAAGUGUUUCUGCGGAGAAAGUGGUCGCCGCGGAUUUUAGAACAUAUGGCGAGAAAAUUUCUGGGGCAUUUUUAUUCUAGUUGUUCAAGUAUUUUGUAGAGUUUCUAGAUGUAGUUUGAUUUAUUUAUUGAUUAUUUACGUUAGCUGUUUAUAUUUUAGCUUAUUAGAUUGAUUGUAGGAAUGCUUAUGAUUGUAGAUUUGAAUGGAAGUGAUUCUGCUUUGUUAUCCUCCGUCCACGUUGAAGUGCAUAAAAAUAAGCGCGUCAUGUUCUUGCUCCCGUCGUGAAACCAUCUUUGCCGGAUACCGAGGGGGACAGCGCCUCAUUAAACGCGGCACAGUCUUUGCGUGAAGAGUGUGCGUCACCUCGCUUUCUUUAUUUCGAUCUACGGAUUUUUGUGCAUCAGUGAUCAUGCCUUCGUAAACACGAAAAAGAAACAGAAAGGAAAGGAAAAAAACGAACAGGUUGAACGCUGUCAUGCAGUGAAACGUAAGGGGGUGGCGCGAAUUGUUCACGGAAAAUCGCUCGAUCUGAAGAAAGUAAAUUCGUAAAUUCCCGAAAGAAACUGGAUCGAAGGAAAAAUCGGAAACAAAGGAGAAGAGAGCAGAAAGUAAUGAAAUUCCGGGCGGAAAAUCGAAAUUCUCGAGAAAUCGCGGUAAAUCGGACGGAUUUCGUUUGAGGAUCUCUCGGUUUCUGGUUCCCCCGUGAAACGAAGCCGGUUUUUGCACGCGUUUCGGUUGACGCAAAUCGAGAAUUGAUUUCGAACGAAGGGGAGGAUGAAUGAUCCGAUAAGUGGCCGUUAAUAUUACGCUGAAAGGGACCGUUACUCCGAUUCUCUUGGACGUUUUGCACCACGCUGGGCGCGACGAGAAAUUGGCUUCGUCUCUUAACAAGUUCUGGUUUAAGGUGUGUGAAAAUGCCGGGUACUAAGGCAAUUGCACAGCUGACAAUCACAACGUGAGCGGUUUGUUCGUUUACGCGGAUCAUCCGGGGGAUAAUGAUUACAGAACAGACCUGGAGCAUGAUGCUGGACAGCGAUGUCGCGGGCAUCAAUGAGUAAGUAUUACGUGUGAACCUCGAUUACCGUCCUUCUUCUUCUUUUGUUUUUCAUUUACACCUAUUAGAACGUAUCUGCGCGUAUAAGGUGGAACGACAAACACCAUUUUCUUAAGGUUUUUGGAAUAUUGAGUAUCUAGCAAUUUUGCCUUUGAGAGAUUGGAAGUAUUGGUGUGGGUGCAAAAUCUUGGUUCAAUUGUUAAUGUGGUGUUUAUGUUUUAAUGUAUGAAUAAAUAUUAUGGAUGGUAAAUGCGACAACAAACAUCAUCUUCUUAAGAUUUUUGAGUUUUUUAGCAUGUAGGAAUUUUGCACUUAAGAAACGAUGGGGUUGGUUUGGCUAAAAAGUUUUAAUUCAAUUUUUAAUAUGGAGUUUAUGUUUUAAUAUAUAGAUAUAUAUUAUGAAUAAGCAAAUAGGUCGACAAAAAUCAUAUUUUCAAGGUUUUUGAGAUCUCGAGUGUCAAUUUUGCCCUUAAGAGAUGAAAAAUAUUGAUUUGGCUAAAAAAUCUUAUACCACUUUUCAUUGUAGCGUUUAUAUUUUAAUAUACAAGUAAAUACUACGAAUGAAUAAAGUAAAGAGCGAUGGGAAGUUCCUGAGAAGAUUUAAUGAAGGAAUUGUUUAAUGAAGCUUAAUUUAAUAGAGCGAAAUUUUCUGUUAUAUUUCCCUCAAAAACGUGAUACGGGCUUCUGGCUAAGGUAUUAGUAUUGUCAUCUACAAGUGUGUCUUUAGACAAAUUAUCGGAAUUUUCUUUGUUAAAUCGAACCACUAUAUGUAUAUUUCAACUUGUUUACAUGUACUUUGCGUAGAUUUAUUGACAUAAAAAUAUGUUUACAAGUAACAAAUUAUUGGUUCCUAUUAAAUGAAACAGUCAUAAUAAUCUGACGAAGACUUUUCUCAAAACUUUCUUGAUUUUCUACACGAGAAAACUGCUUUAAAAAAGUUCAUUCCGUUUUUCUAAACUAAGAAUGCAAGAACAUUGAAAUCUGAACUUAAGUAUUGAUAACUGAAGCUUAAAAUGAAAAUACUUCGAGAAGAAACUUAUAAUAAAUGGCGUUCCAUCUUAUGCGCACAGAUACAUACACUAUCGCUCAACAAUUUGGGGUUUUAAGUAAACAUUACACUAUAAAUGAUCUUGCAAAUACACAUUUUUAUAAAUGAAUUCACAAUAUUGUCUGUUCAAUCGAUAUUCUACGAUUUUGAGACUUUGAUUAGGUCGCAAAUAUCGUAUUUGAUAGAUCGACAGGUUUUGUAAUAAAUAAUAUUGUAUAAUAAUUACUACCAAAUGUUGGACGGUAGUUUCUAUACAUACAUGCAAAGAAGAUUCAAUUGUUUCUUUGUUUAAUGCGACACAUCAUUAACACAAUAACACUGUUCGGUUGAGUAUUUCCCCGAGGAAACAAUUAUGGAUCAAGGCCGUGAAGAAGCUGACUUCCGAGAGGCUGGGCAGGGAAGGACUAGCGGCGUGGGAGGAUCGGAAGUCCAGCAACGAUCCGGAAGUUCCAGACGACUCAGAAUCGGCCGAUGGAACCGAGGAUCCGGAGACUCCGGGGGACCCGGAGGUGGUUCUUGAUGGUCAGCCUGUUGACACCGAAGCUCAGACGCAGCGGGACGUUUUCAAGAAAGGAGUCCUCUAUAAAGGGAUAUUUUGUCCAUCACUGUCGAACAGCUUCCAUAGCAAGCAGCUCGAGACUUCGUACCUCCAUUAUUCAAACCGUCAACGUCAAAAGUCGCUGAUCAUGCUCAACAUCGUUGAUCUGAGCCUAAAGAUCGUUCUGUUGGCAAUAUGGCUGUGGCAAAGGGACGAGGACAGCGCCGGUUUGAUCGAAUCCUUGUCUUGGGCGAUCUGUUGCAUUGCGGCGAACAUGGUAGUCUGCAUUCUCGGCUGGUGGCGGUGUUUCUCCAAUAAUUAUUUAUACUGGGCUUCCAUAUUCACUUGGCUACUGAUCAAUUCGCAAGGUUUUAUAGGGGCCGGUCUAGAUUUUCCUAGUCAGCAGCGUCUAAUGUGGUAUAUUUUGUUUGUCGUGUAUGCACCGUACGCCAUGUUGCCGCUACCGUUGAGGUGGUGCGUCCUAGCUGGUUACGGGACAGCUUUAACCCACAUGGUUCUGGCGGGAGUAACUUUAUUACGAGAUCCCACACACCUGCACGAUGUCGCGUGCAUAGUUCGAAUGCUAACGACCAACGUGCUUCUUUAUCUUGCAAUGAAUCUAGCUGGCAUGUACACUAAGUAUUUGACAGACAGAGGACAGAGGCAGGCGUUCCUGGAGACGCAUCGAUCACUUGAGACCAGGCAGAGGACACAGAAUGAGAACAAUCGACAGGAGAAGUUGCUGCUCUCCGUUCUGCCAGAUUUCGUGGCAAAAGAAAUGAUUCGUGAUAUCGCUCGCGAAACAGCUAGAGGCGGAACCAUCUCCUUCACACCGAAUCAGUUUCACAGAAUAUACAUUCAUCGUUACGAAAACGUUAGCAUACUCUUCGCUGAUAUCAAAGGAUUCACUGCAUUGGCUAGCCACUGCAGCCCUCAAGAGCUCGUCAAGGUGUUGAACGAUUUGUUCGCCCGUUUCGACAAACUCUCCGCGGAGAAUCAUUGCCUCCGUAUAAAAUUGCUCGGUGACUGUUAUUAUUGCGUUUCCGGGCUGCCAACUGCCAGAAGCGAUCAUGCUCAUUGCUGCGUCGAAAUGGGUCUGCACAUGAUUAAAGCGAUAAGAGACGUCCGAUAUACGACAAAGGUUGAUCUGAACAUGAGAAUAGGAAUUCACAGUGGUUCCGUUCUGUGUGGAGUGUUAGGGCUUCGAAAAUGGCAGUUCGAUGUUUGGUCUUAUGACGUGACUCUGGCGAAUCAUCUUGAAAGCGGAGGAAUUCCCGGGAGGGUGCACAUCUCGGAAGACACUCUCAAUUGUUUAAACGACGUUUACGAGGUGGAACCAGGAAACGGGACGGAAAGGGACAAUUAUUUGAAAGAAAGGAACGUGGUAACGUAUUUGAUCAAGCAGGUGGAGCCAUUAAGGUCUAGAAGGAGGUAUUCUUCGCGACCUAAGAUAUGGUCCGAAGAAGAUGGCGGUAAGAGUAAAAAGAGUUUCAAAUUAAACAAUCCACUGGCUGCGAACAGCAGCGCGCCGAAUUCUUCGACGGAAGACGACAUUGGAGUCGAUUGGACACCGGAAAUCCCAUUCGAAAAUUUGAAUACCGCUACAUCAGUGAGCAAUUUGGAAUCGGAAUACCUCGAGGAAGAAAAUGGAUCUGGAAAAGGUAAAGGCAUGAGCCCGGCUGACAAGUUGAAGGCGGCUGGUCUCGAAACCGCGAGCAACAAGCGUAUGAGAUCAGCGAAUAUAAACGCCUGGACUUUGCGUUACAAUGAUGAAAGCCUAGAAUCAAAGUUCGGCCAGUUGCGCGAGGAUAUGUUUAAAUCAAACAUGAUCUGUUGCUUCGUUGUGUGGAUAUUCAUCGCGAUCUGCCAGGCCGUUAUUUUACCUGACUGUACAGUCCUCCUAUUAUCUUUACUGUUAACAACGUUGAUCCUAGUCGCGUCGUCCAUCUUAGUGAUGGCGGAGGAGUUCAAGAGCCUUCCGACGUAUUUGCAGCACGCCUCGUCGAUGUUGGUCCACAACAAACGACACCGGACCCUCUUUAUCUGCGUCGUGAUCAGCCUGAUGGCCCUGACAUCGAUCGUCGGCGUUCUCGCGUGUCCUACGUCGAUCCGACGAUAUCCGGAGGCUCUUGUCCUCGAGCAACAGCAAUUGAUCCCACCGACCUUGAAGCCGGAACGUUUAGUGGCACCCACCGUCGGUCUUGAUCAGUUUAUAUUGACGUUUUUAGAGGCAGCCCUUCGGGACGAGCCUUCCGAAGAACAGGGACACGUCUCUGUGGAGAAUCGAACGAACCUUCAUAGCUCUAACGACAUUGAGACGGAAUUGACGGGGAUCGAUGGCAGGACUGGACUGCCGAAGGGUCGGAGGGGGAAAGAAUUCUUCAGGUUUGGUAGCGAAGAAGUCGCUUCGAGGAAGAUAUUGUCAGCGCCGGAUGCCCAGGCGGAAGCGUUGUACUCCUCGGAUUACGACGAUGACGUUUUAGAAACAACCUGUGUACGACCAGAAUACAUUGUUUUCACUUGGAUUUUAUGUUUGAUCGCGCUCGCCUCAGCUUUGAAAUUGUAUUAUUUGGUGAAAACGGCACUGGCCACCAUUAUCGUAUCGGUCUACGCAGUACUAAUUCUAGUGGUCUGCAAGGACUUCUUUUCGAUCCCCGAUGAGGAGAAGAAUCUAACGUCCAUACCACUGUCGGCGCAAAUGUUGACGUUCAUGUGCGUGUUUCUUGUGAUGGUCACGUAUCACGGUAGAUUAGUGGAAGUGACGUCCCGACUGGAUUUCCUCUGGAAGCAACAGGCUGAAAGAGAGCUUAGCGACAUGAUCGAAUCACGGCAUAAUAAUAUGCAACUGCUGAAGAACAUUUUGCCGGAUCACGUGGCUCAUCAUUUCCUGACGCAAGAACGGGCACCCGAGGAACUUUACUCUCAAUCUCGAGACAAAGUUGGAGUGAUGUUCGCCAGUGUACCAAAUUUCACAGAAUUCUACUCGGAAGACGUGAACAAAGGGAUGGAGUGUAUACGAUUGUUAAACGAAAUUAUAGCCGAUUUUGAUGAACUGCUUGACGAGAAUCGGUUCCAUUGUAUCGAGAAGAUCAAGACGGUCGGAGCGACUUAUAUGGCGGCUUCCGGUCUAAAUCCUUGCGAAAACGACAAAACUAAAGACGACAUGGAGCAUCUGUGCCGAUUAGUGGACUACGCGGUGGCCAUGCGACUUCGCCUCGAAGACGUGAACAUACACUCCUUCAAUAAUUUCGAUUUAAGGGUGGGAAUCAGCUGUGGGCCGCUCGUGGGUGGUGUGAUCGGCGCAAGGAAGCCUGUGUUCGACAUUUGGGGCAACACGGUCAACCUGGCUUCGCGUAUGGAUUCCACGGGUGUCAUGGGGAAGAUUCAAGUUCCGGAGGAAAUUGCCAGGUUCUUAGAAUCAAGAGGAUAUCAGACGCAGAAGAGAGGAUUCAUCGAAGUGAAAGGUAAAGGAACAAUGGAGACUUACUUUGUCUUGGGCAAGGGAAGCUUGCAGGAGCAAGCCUCGACGAAACACACGACAAGAUGUCGAAGUCUCGCGGCCGUCGUGUAUGGUGUCGUACAAGCACGCCGCAAGCAAAUGCGAGCGCUUCGAAGGACAUAAGUCUAGUAAUCGGUUUCUUUUUUCGAUUUGCUAGUGCCUAGAUGCUCAAACGGUCCAUUUUCUCUGAAAAAGAAGGAAGAAGCAUGAAAUAAUUCUUUUGUUUUACAUUGCUCUGUUUUGUUUAUAAGUAAGUAUAUACCAAUAAUUAUAUUAAAACGUUAAAUGAUAUUGAUUUUGUGAGUUUUAGAAAUUUGGAGGAUGUCAAAGAAUACGUAGGUACUGGUAAUACGGUUAAUCAGUAGUGCCAUUGUACUGAGUCAUAACAUUUGUUUUAUUACAUAUUUAUUUAUUAAAAUGACAGAUUCCGUCUUGCAAAAAUGAUGUAAGGAUUACUUAGGUUACUUUUAUUAUUUGCAUUUGUAGUUACACGUAAAGACUGAUAAUUUUGUUUAAUUAUUAACCCUUUGGACUUCCAGAGUUUGCUAUCAAAAAUACCGAACACACUUUUUGAUGAAAUAUAGUCAAUAUUUCUUAAAACUAAUUUAACGAGAAAUUCACAUAUUAAUGCAUCAUACGAAACUUAACAUUAAAUAUUAUACUUCAUAAUUUUGCUGUACUAAAUCGAGUCGCGACUGAGAAGCACAAAUAGAGUGCAAAAGGUUAAUGAAUCUUUCUUUUAAUAACGUCAGUUAUACAAAUCUCUCAAAUUCUUAACGUUUUCUAAUAUCCGAGAAAAUUGAUAUCCAUGAGAAGCAUAAAAUUAUUAAUUAUACUCUUCAAAACACUUUGCAUCUUUACAAUCUUUCAAUUAUUUAUUAUUUGUUGUCGAUGAAAUUUUUACUCGAUGGAUUCUUUCCUUCUUCUGGAAAUUAAGAGCUUUGGACCGUUUGAUGUACCUUACCCUCUAAUUAAACUAAAACCUUAAUAAAUGACACGGAAUUGCGAAUAACAUAUUAACCGAUAAUAAUUUCAUUUAUCGAAUGUCUGGUUAAUACGUUAAUUGUUUGAACAUAGUGUCAAUCAUUGAACAUGAAACAUUGCAUUUGUAAUUACAUUAAAGUUACUUGCAUUGUUUUACUUUUUCUUUUAUUUUAGAAGUGUAACCCUUUCGGAGAAUGCUUUUUAAACUAUUUUGCAAAUUUUCGAUAUUAGUUAAUGUUACUGAAGGCAAAAAUAAUUGUUUUAAUUUAAUUAAUAAUGUUUACGUAAAUUAUUCGUCACAUUCAUCUGAAAUUUUAAAUAAUAAUACGAUAUAUUGUCCUGAUCGUUUCCCAAAGGGUUGCAAUAAAAAUGAUUAUUUCGCAACUAAAAGAAUGAGAAGAGUAUAUAUUUGUAUAGCAAUUUAAGAGUUUUAUAGAGUAUGUCAAACAUUCGUCUUAAUCGAUGCAUCCAAAUUAUUAGUCAAAUUACUUCCUCCAAUUUCGCGGUACCGAAUAAAUAAAUAUAAAUGUAAAGCUCGAUGAUUGUAAAGUUCACCGAAAUUGUAUUUAUAUCUAGUCAAGCAAUAACACCACAAUUGACCAAGUAACACAUCAAUUGACAAAAGAAAAAACAAUAAAAAAAUAUUCACACGAAAAAAGACAGUCUCCAUUUGUAAAGAAACAAUGAUUCUGGAACCGAACGAAUAAAUUUCUUUUUAAUACAAUCGGAUCACGGACGUGUUCUGCUGCUUUAA